AUGAAUUACAUUUUGGACAUUCUAAACUAGAAGAAUUUUAAGAGAAAUUAGUAGAGUUACCAUUACAAAUUUUAAAAGAAUAUUAUUAUACUGUUUUGGAUACUGAAAAUGGUAGAAUAUACUUAACAGUUUUUCAUUAUUAAUAAGAAUAAUCAAUAACUAAUGUUUAUAUUAGUAAUUAAAUAAGAAAAUAUUUCUAAAUUGUUUUAACAAAUAAUUUGUAAUGGCAAAAGAUUUUGA
Paramecium sonneborni is the source of this 240-nucleotide messenger RNA. Lineage: Eukaryota; Ciliophora; Oligohymenophorea; Peniculida; Parameciidae. The record is from the annotation of a GenBank genome assembly.